AUGCUGCUGACACCCCAAGGAAAGGCUGCCUCAAGGAAGAGGACGGAACUGAGUGGCUGGAAACGAUUCACAAGAAAGCCGAGUCCCAAGCCUACCCUUAAUCCUGACAAUGUGGAACAGUGGGUGAAGAGAGUGGAGAGAGCCUCAGAAUUGGCAGUUUCGAAACCAUUUUCUGCUGGAAAUUCAGUUUUACCCAGAAGACUUUGGGGUCAAGUCAUCAAUUUGGAAGCAUCAGCACAAAUAGAGGAUUAUGAGGAAGCCUAUGAAGAAGCUCAGGAACUGGUCAGUGAUUGGCUGGACACCAAACUUAAGCAAGAACUAGCAUGUGAUGCUGCAGACAUGGUGUCAAGGGUGACUCCCAUGCAGGAAGCCGUGGGCCUUUUGAAAUAUGACAAGUUUGAUGACUUGUGUGACUAUUUGGGGGAAGAAGAGGAAAGUACCUCAGUUCAAAAAUUUAUGGACCAUCUGCUCCAUAAGGAUGUGGUGGGUUCUGGGAUUUUGGAUGAUCUUGGACUGCAGGAAUAUCAAGACCCGCGGCAGCAGAAGGACCCUCGUCUUACCAUGGAGAUGAGACAUAAGCAGGUGAAAGAAAAUCGCUUACGACGUGAGAAAGAACUAGCGCGCCAGAAAAUGGAAAAGGCCCUGCAAAAAUCGGCUUUCUUAGAGGCUCAGUGUCUGGUACAAGAAGAGAAGAAAAGGAAGGCUCUGGAGGCCAAGAAAGAGGAGGAGGAGAUCCAAAGGGAGAUGGUAAAGCUGCGGAGGGAGAUCCUUGAGAGGAGACGCACUGUGGAAGAAGCAUGGAAAAUAGAGAAGAAAAGGCAAGAAGAGAGUUCUCAGAGGAAGCCAGAAAAAGACAUUCUUGAGAGUGCCCAUAAUCCUCUGGAUGAAGUACAAAUGGCAAAAGAACGAAAAAGGAAACUAAAAGAAUUAUUAAUCCAAAUUUCUAAGGAAAAUCACCAGUGUCAAAAACGGUAUUUCUCUGCCUGGCACCAGCUGAUCCUUGAUCAUAGGAUUAAACUGGGGAAAGCUGGUACCCUGUCCGACUGGAAGUUUCAGCUAAAGGUCCUACGAGCCUGGAGAGACUACACAAGGGCCCAGAAGUUGGAACGGGAGACUCAAGCCAUGGAAAACGAUCUUAGGGAAGAAAACAGGAAACAACAACUGGCCACUGACUAUUACCGGAAGCAAGUCCUCCAACACUGCUUUGCAGCAUGGCAGCAUUGGCAUUGUGCAGAGAUCCGGAAAAGAGAGCUGGCCACGACAAAAGAAGAAACCAGAAGAAGAAUGGAUGAGCUGCUGAGAGCCGCAUCCCUAGGGAAGCUCCGUGCAAAUGAGCCGGCAGGUCCACGUAGUCUGCGGGAGGAGGCAGCAGCUGCUGUGGACCGGUCCCUAAGAGAUGGAGAGGUGCCUGUACUCAAACAGCCCGCCUUGUGCGAAAAGCCCCCUGUGGAGGACAAGGAUCGCAUGGCCGGCCCUCCUCCAGGAAGACCUACAGAGAGCACCUUGCAAGUUCCCUUCCAGAACACCCCUGGAAACACACCCGACAAGACACAGCCCAAGACCGUGGCCGCAGAGCCCUCCCCACAGCCUGGCAGGAGCCCGCAGCUCGGAACCACCGGCCAGAAAGCAGAGCCCAUGUGCAUGGGCCAUUUCCACCACCGCCACGUCUUCCAGCAACAGCUAAUUGAGAAGCAAAAGAAGAAGCUCCAGGAACAGCAGACAAUCAUCCUCCAGCUGCAGGAAAGCCAGCGGCUGGCAGAGGCCCGGUGGGCAGCAGAGCGUGCCGCCGCACCCACGGUGGUGCAGGGCCGCAUGCUGGCGAGUCCCAGAGAGGAGAAGGAACCAAAACGGAGGAGCCCCAUGCUGCUUAGUUCACCUGCUGCUUCCCCUGGGUCUGAGGGCAGUAGGCGUGACUCUGGCAAUUCUCUUUCUGGACGCCGACGGAACCCGAGGCAGCCGGCGGCACCCCAUCCCAUACUGAAAGCCAUGGAAGAGAGAGCGAUUCAGCGAGCUGAACGUAGGUGGAUCUUGGCAGAGAAGAAGAGAACACAAGAAGAGGAGAAACUGGCCCGGUUCAAGGCCCAAGAGGAGGAGCGUCAGAAGCGGGAGGCAGAGGAAAAGGAGGCUCAGCUGGAGAGAAAGCGUGAAGAAAAGAGGCUGAAGGAAAUGAAAGAACGAGAGAAGCAAAAGAGAAUUGCGAGGAACCAGCAGUUGGAGGCAACAGCAAAAGAACAUUAUGAAAGGGUGGUGCUGAGGAAAAAAGGUCUGGAGCCUUGGAAGAGACUGAGACUGCAAAGCAAACACAACAUUCAGGUGGCCACAGAACAUUACUCUUUGGCCGUACAAAGGAAAUACCUGCUGGCCUGGUUCCAGUGCAUUCAGGACAAUCUGGCUAAAAAGGCAGCCCGGGCUGAUCGGCUUUAUUCCCAGAUCCUGCUCAGGAGAGGCAUCCGGAGCUGGCAACAGUACCUGGCCGAUCUCAAGGAAGAAGCCAGGACACGUUACGUGCAUCUUCUCCAGAAGAAGAUGUUCAAGGCCUGGCUCACCGUGGCCAGGGAGGCCACGGCGGAAUCCCAGAGCAAGUGCGUGAUGGCGCUGCAGCACAGGGACAGGAGGAUCUCCAGGACCACAUUUCAGACAUGGAAGCAAGCCGCAAGAUCCAUGCAAGAGGAGCGGCUGAAGGAACUGAGGAGAGAGCAACUCCGGAGGAAGGUAGCUGAACUUCUUCCCGACUUCCAGGCCCCUCGGUGAAGGAGCUGCACCCCCUGCCGGACGGACAGAUGCUCUGCCCUGUGUGAGGAGUGUGUGUUGUGCCGGUGACCUCCGCCCUGCACAGCGGCUGGGACUCACAAUGGGUCCAUAAAGCACUGUGCGUUAUUGCCACGAGCCCACCUACGUACAGAUAUAUACUCGGUGUGUUUCCUGUCAGCCACUUCUUGAAUCAAAAGUUAAGUUACUUUGGAGAUUUCUAUUUCCAUGUUUGAUUUCUAGACGGGGUCACUUGAAAUAACAGUCUGGAUCGCCACUGUUCAAAUUCAUCCCGUUUAUUUUUUAACAUGAUCAACUUUAAAAAGAACAAGUGAGCCCGCCGAAGGCUGUGAAGGGAAAUAUGGAGGAGCCCUUAAAGCAUAACGUGCGUUGUUGAGCAGUGAGCCUCUGGUGGAACGGCAGUGAAGAGCGAGGAUCCUCUGAGCAGGCGGCUGCGGAGGUCAGUGUUGUAGGGCAGGCAUCCUACCAGACGGCCCCCGCUGGUGACUGGUGACGGGACUCGGUGUUUUCCAAGGGGCUCCUGAGCAGCUGCUACAGAGCAGCAGCCGAACCGGAUGUUAAGAACCCGGGACACCAAAGAGCCUUCUUGAGAAGCAGGUGGGUCUGAUUCCAAAGCUAUUGCCUGGACAAGGUCGCCCAGCACCCAACAGAAAUGUCUGUUCACGCUCCCGGCUGUAGUUUCUACAGCAGACACUCCUCGCUGGUCUUCUAGCCCUUGCCUUUGAGUUAGCGCGUGAAAACAUACAGGUGAUCAAGUCAAAGAAUGGUUUCAUCUCCAAGAUGCUAUGGAGUAUAAAAAAGAUUGGUAAAAUGCUCUCGUCUGGGAACUUAGCCUUGCUAGGAAAAGAAAUGUGUAACAAGAUCCAUGUUUGUUGUGACCCUUUCUCAUAGUCUAGUCAUAUAGUCAAAUGCAUGCACACAGGAAACAAGAGUCCCUGCUAGCCUGAGGCAACUCCUAUUUGGCGUGAUGAAAACUUGAGUUGGUAAAAUAAAUUCCUGUGGUUGUUUCCUUUCAUGGUAA
Molecule: messenger RNA, 3790 nt
Organism: Echinops telfairi (small Madagascar hedgehog)
Lineage: Eukaryota; Metazoa; Chordata; Mammalia; Afrosoricida; Tenrecidae
Gene: CCDC191
Product: coiled-coil domain containing 191
Exons: 17
Coding region: 1-2751 (916 amino acids)
Molecular function (GO): phosphatase binding
Source: RefSeq, a predicted model, not a curated record